Molecule: messenger RNA, 2526 nt
Organism: Colletotrichum chrysophilum
Lineage: Eukaryota; Fungi; Ascomycota; Sordariomycetes; Glomerellales; Glomerellaceae
Exons: 3
Coding region: 1-2526 (841 amino acids)
Biological process (GO): ubiquitin-dependent protein catabolic process; DNA damage response; protein ubiquitination
Cellular component (GO): Cul4-RING E3 ubiquitin ligase complex
Molecular function (GO): ubiquitin protein ligase binding
Source: RefSeq, a predicted model, not a curated record
AUGCCGUCGAAUUCACCCCCAGCAGUUGAGGGAGCUUUGCCAUCACGGGCGACGGGAAGGACAGGCGGAUCAGGUUCAAUCGCGGAUACGAAUAGCCCACAGCGCCGACGACCCCGCGUGGACUCGGACGUUUCGCGCUCUGGCUCUGUCGCCCCGCAUCAGCAGCUGUCGUCAAACAGGCCCAGCCCGAAGCGCUUCAAGUUUGGUGCCGAAGAUCCUCCCAACUCCAACAUGUCGACCAAGAUGAAGGGCAAGCUCCCCGAGGUCAUCGAUCUCACCCAAUCCAACUCGUACAAGCCGUACACGGGCGCGAAGAAGCUGGUCAUCAAGAAUCUGAGGCCGACGGCAAAGAACGAGCAGCUGGAGCAAUACUACAAAAGGACAGAGCAGGAACUACUCGAUGCUCUCCAAGACAUUUUCAACGGGCGCAAGCCGCAGUUGCCUUUGGAGAGGCUGUAUCGAGCAGUCGAGGACAUCUGUAGGCGCGGUAACAGCAAUGAUUUGCAGCUCUACGAAACACUACGCAGGAAAUGCGAGGAGCAUCUCACUGGCACUGUGCUGCGAUCUAUCAAGGCUCAUGGUGGAAACACCAACGUCGAAAUGCUGCGGAGCGUUCUCAAGCAUUGGCGAGUGUGGAACGGCCAAAUUUUUAGAAGGAUGACGUUCCCGUCUCGAGAAGAUGCCGACGGCCCAUCACCAGGUGGGCGGGCGCUACGGGGCAUGUACGACUUGAUUUCAUACGACCGGACUGGUGACGAACGGUUUGACGCUGCCCUACUGAAAGAAUCCGUCAUGAUGCUCCACGUCUUCAAUAUCUACACGAAGCUAUUCGAACCCCGCUUCAUAGACAGCUCAGCCGAAUAUUUCCAAGACUUUGCGGAGGAACGAAGCUCAUCGAGUCUGAAAGAGUACAUCCUUGCAUGUGAAAAACUCCUUAAGAGGGAAGACUACAGAUGCAAUGAGUACAAUCUCGAUUCCACCACAAAGAAACAACUACUCGAUGCCGCUCACGGUAUUCUAGUCAACAACUACUCCGAUAAGCUAUUGAACAACGAGAGUCUCUCGAAAUUAUUGGCUGAAAACGAGGUCGAGUCUAUGAAGGCGCUCUAUGAGCUAUUGAGACUAUCGGGUAUUCAGAAGAAGCUGAGGGCCCCAUGGAGCGUGUAUAUCAAGAAGACUGGAGCUGCCAUUGUGGCCGACAAGGAACAUGGCGACGAGAUGGUACGAAGGUUGCUUGAGCUGAAGAGGUCGCUCAGCCUGAUCAUUCGGGAUUCCUAUGGAGGCGACUCAGACUUCCUGAAUGAGCUCAAAAAUGCCUUUGGCGAAUUCAUGAACGACCGCACAAUCGAAAAGACGUGGACAUCAGGAACGUCUAAGGUUGGAGAAAUGAUUGCGAAGUACAUCGACAUGCUGCUUCGUGGCGGUCUGAAGGCACUGCCCAAGGCGUUGUUGUCAGAUAACAAGGACCGCGCUGCGGCAGAACAGAGUGGCCAAGCCAGCACUGGAGACGAAGAUGCGGAGCUUGAUCGACAACUGGACCAAGCCUUAGAGCUGUUUCGAUUUAUUGAAGGCAAAGAUGCCUUCGAAGCGUUCUACAAGAAGGAUCUGGCCCGUCGCCUGCUCAUGGGCAGGAGUGCCAGUCAGGAUGCCGAGAGAAAUAUGCUCAGGAAACUGAGGGAAGAGUGCGGUACCAACUUCACACAUAAUCUGGAGCAAAUGUUCAAGGAUGUCGAGGUGGCCAAGGAGGAAAUGGAGACAUACAAGCAGUGGUCAGAAGGCACUGGCGCGGGCAAGGCUCCAGUAGACCUGUCCGUCAUGAUUCUGUCCGCGGCUGCUUGGCCAACGUACCCCGACGUAAGGGUUAAUCUGCCAGACGACGUUGCCAAGCAGAUCGAGCGUUUCGAUCAAUACUACAAGAACAAGCAUACUGGCAGGCUUCUCCACUGGAAGCAUGCAUUGGCGCACUGCAGCAUCAAGGCGAAGUUCCCUAAGGGUACCAAAGAGUUGCUCGUCAGUGCAUACCAAGCCAUUGUUCUCGUUCUGUUCAAUGAGGUUGGACUGGAUGGCUUCCUCGCAUAUGAGCAAAUCGCGCGCUCCACAAACCUUCAAGGGGACGAGCUAGCGCGAACACUACAAUCUCUUGCCUGUGGCCAGGUCCGCGUGCUAGCCAAACAUCCCAAGGGCAAGGACAUCAACCCGACCGACACCUUCACCAUCAACAAGGCAUUUUCACACCCCAAGAUCCGAGUCAAGAUCAACCAGAUCCAGCUCAAGGAGACCAAGGAAGAAAACAAGGCAACGCACGAGCGUAUUGCACAAGACAGACGGUUUGAGACUCAGGCUGCCAUCGUCAGAAUUAUGAAGAGCCGGAAGACGAUGAGCCAUAGUGAGUUGGUAGCCGAAGUCAUCAACAUGACCAAGAACCGCGGUGCCGUUGACGCGGCGCAAAUCAAGAAGGAGAUUGAGAACCUUAUCGACAAAGACUACCUGGAGCGCGAGGGUAAUACUUACACGUACCUGGCGUAG